This is a messenger RNA of Penicillium oxalicum, 1206 nucleotides long. RefSeq names its product 4-hydroxyphenylpyruvate dioxygenase family protein. Bases 1 to 1206 code for a protein of 401 amino acids. The transcript has 2 exons. Gene Ontology annotation, molecular function: 4-hydroxyphenylpyruvate dioxygenase activity. The record is from RefSeq and is a predicted model, not a curated record. Lineage: Eukaryota; Fungi; Ascomycota; Eurotiomycetes; Eurotiales; Aspergillaceae. Gene Ontology annotation, biological process: L-tyrosine catabolic process.
AUGGGAGAUGCCGGCGUUUCACCCAACCGUGCUGUCAUCCACAGCAUCAACCCCAACUAUAUUGGAUUCGACUACAUUGGUUGGUACGUGGGAAAUGCACGGCAGACGGUGGCCUACUUUGUCAACCACUAUGGCUUCUCGGUGCUAGCGUACCGAGGGCCUGAAACUGGCUCCUUUGCAACGACAGCCUACGUUGUCGGUAACGGCGCCGCACGAUUUGUGUUCACGGCACCGCUCAGCUCCCCCGAUAGCUCUUGGGAUACAAGAGCCAGCGAGAGUGAGCGAGAGUUCUGCACAGAAGUGCACAACCACAUCACCAAGCACGGUGAUGGGGUCAAGGACAUCGCUUUCCAAGUGGACGACGUGCGCAGCGUGUGGGAACAUGCGGUUGCAAACGGGGCGCAAUCCGUCCGUGACCCAGAAAUACUCAAAAGCGAUGAGGGCGAGGUGGUUGUAGCCGCCAUCUCCACAUACGGCGACACCAUUCACACGUUGAUCAACCGAUCCGCAUACACGGGGCCUUUCUUGCCUGGGUUCAAGACCAUCGAGCGAACCGAGAGUCUCCUCCAGCAACAAUUGCCCAAGGUGGACGUGAUCGAGAUCGACCACUGCGUCGGCAACCAGCCAUGGAAUGGGCUGGAAAGCAUUGUGCAAUACUACGAGAAGGCUUUGAACUUUCACCGGUUUUGGUCUGUUGAUGACAAGGAAAUGUGUUCGGAAUAUUCGGCUAUGCGGUCGGUGGUGAUUGCUUCGCCCAACGAGGUGAUCAAGAUGCCGAUGAACGAGCCCGCGACAGGAAAGAAGAAGUCGCAAAUUGAGGAAUUUUGCGACUACUACAACGGCGCCGGCUGCCAGCACAUCGCAUUCCGAACCAACAACAUCAUCGAAGUGGUCGAUAGUUUGGGAAAGCGUGGUGUUGACUUCCUCUCCGUGCCAGACACAUAUUACGCAGAUGUGCGAAAACGGCUGGAGCGAAUGGGCACCCAGGUUGCUGAAGACAUCGACACUUUGCAGCGGUAUAAUAUCCUCAUCGACUUCGAUGAGGGUGGAUAUUUGCUUCAAAUCUUUACCAAGCACGUCGGAGACCGGCCCACCGUGUUCCUGGAGAUCAUCCAGCGCGAGAAUUUUGAUGGGUUUGGUGCGGGUAACUUCAAGAGCCUGUUUGAGGCCUUUGAGCGCGAGCAGGCGCUGCGAGGAAAUUUGUAA